AUGGGCCUUAAGCAAUAUGGCCUCAAGCAAUUUCACCUUCACGGUGAUGAGGCUGCAAGCCGCAGAGAGAUCGAUAUUGGCGUGCCAAGAGACUUUACAGAUCUGCAAUAUGGCAUUGCGCAGGAGUACACAAUUGUGAAACCUGACGGCGUGGGUUUCCAGACUGCUCAGAAUGUUCAACUUCACUCCGUUGAGGAUGUUCUUGCAUAUGAUGGCCCCAUUGCUGUCACCGUCGACGGCUGUUCCAUCCGUGAGCCUCGUGGAGGCCCGAUGCUCCCCCUUGUUGGGAACUACUACGAGCUGUAUCCUGACCAUAUGGGCAAUCAUCAACGACUGUUCAAGAAGUAUGGUCGUGUAAUCAAGACCAAUGCCAUGGGCAGAAUCAACUACCUCACCGACGAUCCCGACAUCACCGAAAUCGCUUACAAGGAGAAUCAUGGUCUGUUCACCAAGAAAACCAGCGAUUCCAACCACCCAUUGUAUGGCAUCCGAGACAAUACCGCUCUUUUCACCUGCGACACCAAUACGCCAUCGUUCAAACUGACUCACAAAUUCAUUCCGCCCAGCAUGUCACCAAAAGCGGUCCGACAUUAUACCCCCAUCAUGCAAGAGACAGUCUCAAAAUCUUUUGCCGUCUUCGAUCAAUUGGACCAGGCUGGCCUCGCCUUCAAUGUCUAUCAGUACAUGGUCAAGCUCUCAGGACAGACCCUUUGUCGAUUUGUUCUUGGAAUUGAUGCUCAUCAUUUUGAUACACCGGCAUCCAAGCUGCAUCCCAUCAUGGUUCUGCUCACGCAGAUUCUUGAACUCAACAAAGCCGUUCAGACUCGAGGUGAUUGGUAUUCCAUGCUUCCUUUCGGCCCGCCGAAGAAAUUGCAGCAUGUUCGACUGGAAAUCGCAUCAGUGGUCGAUGAUAUCAUCGAGACAUGUCCUCGUGGAGGGACCGAAGACCUUCCGCUCGACGAAGCGGCUCUCAAUGCUAGCUGUCUCGUCGACUAUCUAACUCGGGCCACCGACGACAGGGGAGACAAACUACCUUACGACCUGGUCCUGACCAACACCCUCUCAAUUCUUGGCGCGGGAUUUACCACAAUCUCCGCACUGCUCUCGUGGCUUCUCUACUGUCUCAUCACCUACAAAGGCCACCAAGAACGUUUACUACAAGAAUUCGUCGACCACGGCGUCGACGAAAAUACCAAACUCACUCCGGAGUUGGUCGACAACAUGACAUUCCUCGACAAAUUCAUCAAAGAAACCAUGCGAGUACACAGCCCAGCUUUCCAAGCCGGCCGAAACGCCACCAAAGAUAUGAUCCUCCCCGGGGGCUACAAGCUACCAAAGGGCGCUAUUUUGAUUCCAAAUUUCCCUGCCAUCCAUACCAACAGUGCACACUGGAGCAAUCCUCACCGCUUCGACCCCGACCGCUGGGACACCGAUGAGGUCAAGAACAGACACAAAGCGGCAUACCUGCCCUUCGCCAUGGGGCCCCGAGGCUGCAUUGGGUACAACUACGCUUUACAGCAGAUCAAAGUCCUCCUUCCGGCUCUUGUGUACAGAUACCAUUGGGAGGACGUAAGCCCCGAGGCCGUCGAAUAUGAUCCGGAGUUCCAGGUCAUUCGACCGCUGAAUAUCUAUGCCCGAGCUGUGAAGAGGACACAGUGGCCUAGCAAGACGAAAAUGCCCAAAGUCAAGUUUGCAGGGAGUGCUUGA
Rhinocladiella mackenziei CBS 650.93 is the source of this 1707-nucleotide messenger RNA. RefSeq lists its product as uncharacterized. Lineage: Eukaryota; Fungi; Ascomycota; Eurotiomycetes; Chaetothyriales; Herpotrichiellaceae. The transcript is spliced from 3 exons. Gene Ontology annotation, molecular function: oxidoreductase activity, acting on paired donors, with incorporation or reduction of molecular oxygen; iron ion binding; monooxygenase activity. The coding region runs from base 1 to 1707 and encodes 568 amino acids. The record is from RefSeq and is a predicted model, not a curated record.